Molecule: messenger RNA, 2217 nt
Organism: Melanotaenia boesemani (Boeseman's rainbowfish)
Lineage: Eukaryota; Metazoa; Chordata; Actinopteri; Atheriniformes; Melanotaeniidae
Product: gastrula zinc finger protein XlCGF52.1-like
Exons: 1
Coding region: 211-1440 (409 amino acids)
Biological process (GO): regulation of transcription by RNA polymerase II
Cellular component (GO): nucleus
Molecular function (GO): RNA polymerase II cis-regulatory region sequence-specific DNA binding; DNA-binding transcription factor activity, RNA polymerase II-specific
Source: RefSeq, a predicted model, not a curated record
GCAGAUGGAAGAGCUGCCCAACAGACUGUGGGAGGUUUCACCAGAUUCCCAAAAGCUUCUGUUUCUGUGAUUAAUGAAGAAACAGGAGAAAACUCAGAAGUAAAGACUUGGUCAAAUCUGAACUGAAAACAACAGAAGAGCAUCGAAUCAGCAGCUCAGCUAAACUGAUGAACACUUACUGAUGUAGCGGAUCUAAGAAGACUACAAACAAUGAAUAACCAAGAUCCAAAUAUUCAGACGAACCCAGUACAAGUAAAAAGACACCAUAGUUGUAUGGGAAUGAAUAAUGAAGCCAGUAAUGGUGGUGAUGGUUAUGACCAAUGGCAGAAACCUUUGUCAGAUUCUGAAUCUGAAACUGAAAGCAGUGACAGUAACUGUGGGCGGGAAAAGGCCUGUGUUUCAGGAUUAAAUCAUCACGUGGGAUGCUCAGUGUGUGGUAAAUCUUUUAGCAGGAACUAUAUGCAUAUACACAUGAGAAUCCACACAGGAGAGGAACUGUUUAGCUGUGACAUCUGUAGAAAAAAAUUCCUUGAAAACAGACAUCUUCAAAGACACAUGAGAACCCACACAGGAGAAAAACCAUUUGAGUGUGAUGGUUCUGGAAAGAAAUUCAAUGAAAACACAGUUCUUAAAAGAAACAUGAGAACCCACACAGGAGAAAAGCCAUUUGAGUGUGAUGUUUGUAGAAAAAGAUUUUAUACUAAGUUUCUUCUUAACAGGCACAUGACCGUUCACACUGUAGAGCAACCGUUCAGCUGUGGUGUUUGUAGGAGAAGAUUCUCUUGCAAAUCCGGCCUUAUCAGACACCUGAGAAUUCACACUGGAGAAAGACCAUUUAGCUGUGAUAUUUGCAAGAAAAGCUUUAACCAGAAGUCAGCUUUAACAACACACAUGAGAAUCCACACAGGAGAGCAACCAUUUGAGUGUGAUGUUUGUAGAAAAAGAUUUUACUCUAAACAAAAUCUUAACAGUCACUUGAGAAUCCACACCGGAGAGAAACCGUUCAGCUGCGAUGUUUGCAAGAAAAGAUUCUCUGGCAAGACAGAACAUGAAAGACACCUGAGAAUUCACACUGGAGAAAGACCAUUUAGCUGCGAUGUUUGCAAGAAAAGAUUCUCUGGCAAGACAGAACAUGAAAGACACCUGAGAAUUCACACUGGAGAAAGACCAUUUAGCUGUGAUGUUUGCAAGAAAAGCUUUAGCCAGAAGUCAACUUUAAAAACGCACAUGAGAAUCCACACCGGAGAGAAACCAUUCAGCUGCAAUGUUUGUAGGAGAAGAUUCUCUGGCAAAACAGGCCUUAAUAGACACCUGAGAAUUCACACUGGUGAAAGACUAUUUAGCUGUGAUAUUUGCAAGAAAAGCUUUAGUCAGGACUCUACUUUAAAAAAGCACAUGAGAAUCCACACCGGAGAGAAACCGUUCAGCUGUGAUGUUUGAUGAAAAAGGUUGAGGUGUGACUCAAAUGUAAAUUAAAAUCUUUAAAACUCCACGAGGAAGAGAAAGGAUUUGGCUGUGAUAAAUGUAGGAAAAGCUGUUUGAAAGUUUAGAAACAAGAACUCGUCAGACUAGUGGUGUACAUUGCAAAGAUGAAUUGGUGGUUAAUUGGAUAGCAGUCUUGCUGUUUAGCUUCAAAGGGACGGAUAUGGAUUUAAUUUUUGAAAUAAUAAAAAUGGUAUUUUUACGUUUUGACUAAAAUGAGUAUCGUGAAAAAUUGUUUAGUUAUUUGUAUGUUUUCAGAUGAAAAACAUGAUUGUAACAAUGUGAGUGAAUUUGUGCUAUUUGAGUGUUAAAAUGCAGCUUUUCACUACUAUAAAGUUAAUUAAGUUCCUGUGUAUAAAUGCCUCCAUGAUGUCUUCCUCCAUCUGCUGAGCAGUCUGGACCACCAUGGCUUAUCACAGAGUGCAAAAUAGAUGGAUGUAUCCACUGGGAGAGACUGUUGAGGUGAUUUUGAUUUUUUUUUUUAGGUUUAUCCACAAAUGAUUGGGUGAUGGUUCCAAAAAUGUAUUGAUUCAGUAGACUUCCAUUUUAAAAACCUAAAAUUUUGGCUUUUAAUAAUUUAGUUUUUCAGGAAGUCAUUUAGUCUCAUUAAGAAGAUACUGUCGUUGUUAUCUGCAUAUAUCAAUUCAUAAAAUGUGCAAUAGUCUUUGUCAUAUGUCUUUGCCUUUACUCUGGCACAACAAUUUCCUUCAGGAUUUAAUAAAGUUUUUCGUAUUC